CAACGAAAAGCAUAUAUAGAGUCGAUAACAAAAUAGACAUAGAUGUGAGAAUAAAGAGAAGCGACAGCAUUAUCUAGCAUUAAUCAGCCAAGUCCUAGAUGCUACAUAUGGAGGGUGAGAAGAAGAGGAAGAGAACUGAAAAGGAUGACGUUACCAAGCAUGAGGUAGAUAUUGCUGUGAAGGAAGAGGAGGAGGAGACAGUGGUGUUGCCGUCACCUUCAGAAGCUGAAGUUGACGAGUUCUUCGCGAUAUUGAGGAGGAUGCACGUAGCGGUGAAAUAUCUACAGAGAAGUGCUCAAAUUCUACCAGCUAACGUUAACGCUCACGGCAGCACGCUAACCGCAUCGCCUGCCGGUGUUGCUGCUGUCGUGCGAAAACGUGGUUUGGACCUCAACACUCUGCCAGACGGCGGAGACUAACGCUGUUUUAAGCUUUGGUUAUAUAGAUAUGCAAGCUUAAUUUGUGCAUUUUCAUCAGUAGUGAUGAUAUGCCGUACAGCUUAAUUAAGCUUUUCGGAGGGCACUGUUUUUCUGAUCAGUUUUGGAGAAUUGGUAACAUAUAUUUCUCCUGUAAUUUUAAAUAGUCCGUACUUAGUAGAAACUAAUGGACUUGUUUGAUCUUUGUUAUCUACUUUGAUUGUCAUUAAAUAUGUAUAAUAAAAACUAUGCAUAAGUU
Lycium ferocissimum is the source of this 675-nucleotide messenger RNA. RefSeq lists its product as uncharacterized. The transcript has a single exon. The record is from RefSeq and is a predicted model, not a curated record. Lineage: Eukaryota; Viridiplantae; Streptophyta; Magnoliopsida; Solanales; Solanaceae. The coding region runs from base 99 to 419 and encodes 106 amino acids. Gene Ontology annotation, biological process: regulation of systemic acquired resistance.